Puccinia graminis f. sp. tritici CRL 75-36-700-3 is the source of this 312-nucleotide messenger RNA. RefSeq lists its product as uncharacterized. The record is from RefSeq and is a predicted model, not a curated record. The coding region runs from base 1 to 312 and encodes 103 amino acids. Lineage: Eukaryota; Fungi; Basidiomycota; Pucciniomycetes; Pucciniales; Pucciniaceae. The transcript has a single exon.
AUGUCUAACAGCCCCCCUACCCACACAACCCCUAACUCAGCCCCUCAAGAAGGCCUCCCAGCCCCUGUAGGAGACCCUCAAAACCCCUCAGGCCCCCAAGAAGACCCCUCAAUCCCCCAAGAAGACCCCUCAAUCCCCCAAGAAGACCCCACAGACCCCCAUGAAGGACCUCAAAGCACCUCAGACCCCCAAGAAGACCCCUCAGACCCCCAUGAAGGACCUCAAAAGGCCUCAGCCCCCCAGAAGACCCCUCAGGACCUGAAGCCCCCCACCAAAGACCACUCUGGAACUCAAGAUGCCCUCAAGCCCUAA